AUUAAAAUGAAGAAGGAAGGAAAUUAUGGAGAUUCAUUCCUCAAGAAGAAGAUUCAAGAGAAAGAAACAGAGAGAAACGAGAAGUUUGAACCAGCUGGAGAAGAAGAAUUUGAGGGUGUGAAAAUAGUAGCCUACUAUUUCUCAGCUUACCACUGCCCUGCUUCCAGAAUUUUCAACAACAGCUUGAAAGAGGUGUAUAACAGCAUCAAUUUGGACGAGAAAUUCUUCGAGGUUGUCUAUGUCCCCUGCGAUUUCGAUGAGGACAGUCACAGAAAUAAUUAUGCCUAUAUGCCAUGGCUUUCAUUUAAAUUUAAUGAUGAAAAUAUUGCCUUACUCAAGAAGAAAUAUCAGGUAAAGCAAAUUCCUUAUCUGGUGGUGGUUGAUCCCCAAAAUGAAUGGCAGACUCUUUCUAUAAGAGGAAGGAAGGAGGUCCAAGAGCAGCCUGAGGAAUGCUUUGAGUUGUGGCUAUCAAAUCAGAAGAACCAGAAAUAUACAGAUCCAGUUCCAGAUACCCCUAUCAGCACUACCAUCACUGAUGAAGCAAAAGAAGCAAUGAUUGUGUACAAGCAAUGGGAAGAAGACAGAAAAAGAGAGAAGGAGGAGGAAAGAGAAAGAGAGGAAAAAGAAAAGGCUGAAAAGGAAGCAAGGUUGAAAGCUAGCUAA
This is a messenger RNA of Moneuplotes crassus, 663 nucleotides long. Lineage: Eukaryota; Ciliophora; Spirotrichea; Euplotida; Euplotidae. The record is from the annotation of a GenBank genome assembly.